Molecule: messenger RNA, 189 nt
Organism: Nannizzia gypsea CBS 118893
Lineage: Eukaryota; Fungi; Ascomycota; Eurotiomycetes; Onygenales; Arthrodermataceae
Exons: 4
Coding region: 1-189 (62 amino acids)
Source: RefSeq, a predicted model, not a curated record
AUGACGGCCUCCAAGGCCCCUCCCCUCCCCCUUCUCCCCCUUCCCCCCUUCCCCCCUUCUUCCGCUAUCACUCUAGUUAAAGCUACAAUCCGAGGCACUCCGAGCCUUAUCAUGUAUAGGGGCCAUGCCCCUCCCCUCAGUUGCUACACUUGUAGCCUGAGAGGCUCUCGAGCCGCUAUCCCACCGUAG